This is a messenger RNA of Grammomys surdaster, 2990 nucleotides long. RefSeq names its product N-acetyllactosaminide alpha-1,3-galactosyltransferase. The coding region runs from base 254 to 1471 and encodes 405 amino acids. Gene Ontology annotation, biological process: carbohydrate metabolic process. The transcript has 9 exons. Gene Ontology annotation, molecular function: hexosyltransferase activity. NCBI's taxonomy places the organism in Eukaryota, Metazoa, Chordata, Mammalia, Rodentia, Muridae. Gene Ontology annotation, cellular component: membrane; vesicle; Golgi apparatus. The record is from RefSeq and is a predicted model, not a curated record.
UUGAGUGGAGAUGAAACAACCUCACUCCUCCCACAGAUGGCAAAAGGGUGCAGGAGUUGGAACCCUGUACCUUCCUUUCCUCUGAGCCCUGCCUCCUUCGGCAGGCUGGCGCUCGAUAGAACUCGGUUGUUUUACUGUUUGCUUUGGAGGGAACACAGCGGACGAUGAGGCUGACUUUCAACUCAAGAGAUCUGCUUACCUCAGUCUCCUGGAAUUAAAGGCCUGCACUACCUUGCCUGGACCUAAGAUUUUCAUGAUCACUAUGCUUCAAGAUCUCCAUGUCAAGACCUCCAUGUCAAGACCUAAGUCAGAAACAAGUCUUCCAUCCGCAAGAUCUGGAUCACAGGAGAAAAUAAUGAAUGUCAAGGGAAAAGUAAUACUGUCGAUGCUGAUUGUCUCAACCAUGGUCGUCGUGUUUUGGGAAUAUGUCAACAGCCCAGAAGGCUCUUUCUUGUGGAUCUAUCACACAAAAAUUCCAGAGGUUGGUGAGAGCAGACGGCAGAAGGACUGGUGGUUCUCGAGCUGGUUUAAGAAUGGGACCCACAGUUAUCAAGAAGAGGACAUAGAAAGACGGAGAGUAAAGGGGAAAAAUGGAGACAGCAUUGAAGAGCCUCAGCUAUGGGACUGGUUCAAUCCAAAGAACCGCCCGGAGGUUUUGACUGUGACCCCAUGGAAGGCACCAAUUGUCUGGGAAGGCACUUUCAACUCAGCUCUGCUGGAAGAGUACUAUGCCAGACAGAAAGUCACUGUGGGGCUGACGGUUUUUGCUGUGGGAAAGUACAUUGAGCAUUACUUAGAGGACUUUCUGGAGUCUGCUGACAGGUACUUCAUGGUUGGCCACAAGGUCAUAUUUUAUGUCAUGAUGGACGACACAUCCAGAAUGCCUGCUGUCCAUCUGAGUCCUCUGCAUUCCUUACAAGUAUUUGAGAUCAAGUCUGAGAAGAGAUGGCAGGACAUUAGCAUGAUGCGCAUGAAGACCAUCGGAGAGCACAUUCUGGACCAUAUACAGCAUGAGGUCGACUUUCUCUUCUGCAUGGACGUGGAUCAAGUCUUUCAAGACAACUUUGGUGUGGAAACUCUGGGCCAGUUGGUAGCUCAGCUCCAGGCCUGGUGGUACAAGGCCAGUCCUGAUGAAUUUACCUAUGAGAGGCGGGAACUGUCAGCAGCCUACAUCCCAUUUGGGGAGGGAGAUUUUUACUACCAUGCAGCCAUUUUUGGAGGAACACCCAUUCAUAUUCUCAACCUCACCAGGGAGUGCUUUAAGGGGAUCCUCCAGGACAAGAAACAUGACAUAGAAGCUGAGUGGCAUGAUGAGAGCCACCUCAACAAAUACUUCCUUUUCAACAAACCCACUAAAAUCCUAUCUCCAGAGUAUUGCUGGGACUAUCAGAUAGGCCUGCCUUCAGAUAUUAAAAAUGUCAAAAUAGCUUGGCAGACAAAAGAGUAUAAUUUGGUUAGAAAUAAUGUCUGACUUCAAAUUGUGCUGGAAACUUGACACUAUUAUUCUGGCUAAUUCCUCAAAAAAGUAGUAACACUCAAUUUCAACUUUAAAAACACAAAACAAAAACAAAACCUACCACCAUGGCAAACACAUAUGAUUUCUUCUUAGACCUUGAGCCUGUAAUAUGUGAGAAAGAGACUAUGUCAAGUAAUCAGGUAUAAGUUCUCGGUGAUUUCUUAUAUAUUCUGGGGCUUGGGGAAAUUCUAUAUGAGCAGAAAUCAAAAUUCAUUUGCCAAAGGAAAAGAAGAGUCCGGAACCUUCUGCCCAGUGUGUCAGAUAACUCACUGUAAACCUGGGUGCUGACAGAAGCGUUUGGGAACAGGAUGGACUGGGUCGGAGUUGGGGGGCUCUGUCCCCUUGCUUUCAUUGUCUUCCUCCUCAUGGAGACUCUAAAGCAACACAGAGAGGCUUUGCAGCCAGAGAACUUUAAUAAGGAUACCAAUGUAAUUGUCAGUCUGUAAAAGCUGAUGGCUUCCAGGAGCUGCUAGCAUAAAGAAGGCAGAGAGUGUCACUAGGUAACUUGGUGGCACGUGUUCAGAGUCCAGGAAAUAUGGCAGGGUGACUACUUAGAGGCUGUGCUCUGGUGGAGGGACAUAGGACCUGGGGUUGGUGCAUGAACUGAGUUACAAGCACAGAUAGCUUUCUUAACAAUGACUAACAGCAGGAAUCAAAUGGAAAGUGCAUUUUGUUUUGCACAAAUUGUAUUCACAUUGUUAGCCUUGUAUGUUGAACCCUGUGAAGAAGCGAGUGGGUGUAUCAGGGAAGGAGAGUACCUCAGUGGACUGAGUAUAAGGACCCAACUUAUAUCAGAAGACAAUCUGUCAUCAUCUGAUCCUACCACCUGCUCUGAACCUCAGAGUUCCUCAGCCCAUCUUGUUCCAGUGUGGAAGACUGACAUGGAGCGGGUGACUGAAGAUAAAGCCCUCUGUCACAUGACCUCAUUUCCCCUGCUCUGUCUGUACUGUGCAAGUGUGACAGCCAGACAGAUGUACUGGACAACACGUGUAACUGACUUUAUGGCAAUGGGAGACACAGUCACUAUGACAGAGCUGCUGAGGUGAGGGUUCAGUUCCCAAGAACAGUAGGAGCCUCUAUAUUGAGGGUUCUCAACAUGUGGGUCACGACCCCCAUGGGAGGGUGUGAAAUGACCCUUUCACAGGAGUCGUCUAAGACCACUGAAAGACACAUUUACAUUAUGAUUUGUAACAGUACAAAAUUACAAUUAUUAAGUAGCAAUGAAAAUAAUGGUCGGGGGUCACCCAUAUCCUGAGGAACUGCAUUAGAUCCCAGCAUUAGGGAAGUUAAGCAAAUCAGUGUACAGGGGCUGUUGAUCUGUAUUUCUGUGUCUGCACAUAGUUAUAUUUUGCUUGUCUUCCAGUUUAGGUCCUCUGUUUCUAUCUUUCAGCAGUUUAUUUAAAAAGCCAUUGUACCAUCCUGAUGAACAGCGUGAGAGGUUUCAAUAAAAAGGAUCUUACCUUUGUCUACAUGA